Molecule: messenger RNA, 507 nt
Organism: Prorocentrum cordatum
Lineage: Eukaryota; Dinophyceae; Prorocentrales; Prorocentraceae
Source: the annotation of a GenBank genome assembly
AUGGAGGCUUGCCGCGGUGCGUACGAGCCGAAGUACCCGAUGCUGAGACAAGGGAGAGGCGUGGCGUUCUCCACCGUCACGCGCGGGUCUCACUUCGCGGGGAGAGCCGACGAGACGGUGGGCCCGGACAGGUACAACCCGUCCCUGAAGGCCACGACGGACCGGAAGCCCGCGUGGUCGCUGAGCUCGGGAGCGGAGCGCGGCGGGGGUGCGCCCUUCCUGAAGGGGCCACCGACGCGGAGGCCGCAGUCGGCGCGGCCCGCGGCGUCCACCUGCGAGGGGAGGAUCCAGGGCGCACGCGGCGCCCUCAUCGGGCGCGGGAUCAGCAGGGACACCGCGCAGGAGUUUCCUGUUCCUGGACCUGGCGCUUACGACAUCAAGCUGACCUCGAAGGCGCCCCCGGCCUUCAAGUUCCAGGGGCGCGGCGGCAUCCGGCUGCACCCGUCUCGGGGGAUCGCCGAAGUGAUCGACAUCUGCUCGGUACGCGUUCAACGUCCCCGCCAUUAA